GUUUACGUUAUAAACGCCUUUUCUCUUCCUCUCAUUUCCUCUCCUCCUCCACCCACCACCACCAGCCCCCCAAACCCCAGCACGGAACCAUCAAAGCCAACGCCCUCUUUCCACGAUCACAUUCCAAGGCCUACACAGGCCUUGGGACUACUGAGAGAGAAACACGCAUUUCUCUCUCCGUAUUAUGUCUACUGCUCAGGCAUCCGAUGCCAAUAUAAACGAUGAUAUUCAUGAAACAGCUUUCGCGAAAAGGCGUUGCUGUUUCUGUAUUCCUUUCUUAAACUCCCAGCCUUCUUCCUUUUCGGGGUCUGUUUUCUGGCAGCGUAUUAACCCUCUCGAAACCAGCAAUCCCGCUACCCCAAAUGCCACCGCCACCACCUCUGCCCCCGCCGAUGCGUGGUGGGUACGUGGGUGGAAGAGAAUGAGAGAGUGGUCGGAGAUUGUUGCCGGGCCUAAAUGGAAAACUCUUAUAAGGAAGAUUAGUAAAAGGCGAAAGCAAAAUGGGUAUGGGAAUGCGAAAUUCCGUUACGACCCUUUGAGUUACGCGCUUAAUUUCGAUGAGGGUCCGGGGCAGAAUGGUCAUUUCGACGAGGAUCUUGUUGGUCGCGGAUUCUCGUCGCGCUAUUCUCUACCUCCGUCGUGUAAAACUUCUCUCGAUUUCGACAGGGAAGGGAUUGUGGUGCUCACGUGAGUGUCGCGUGGAGUUGGAAAAUUAUUUAAAGCAUUUUAAGAGGGUAAAAGAGAAGAAGGAUAUGUGUGGGGGUGACGUGCGCCGGGUGUGGAGGCUAAAAGGCCGAUUUUGCGGGGCCCGCGGAUGAUGACAAAGAGGUUUGACUAUAAUGUUUUUUAGUUGGGCACUUGGGAGUUACAUUUAUGGUUUUUAUUGUUAUUGUCGUAAUUUUGUUUUGUUUUUCUCUUGUACAAGGAAUUCCUGGGCUAUUUAUUUUCUUGUUUUCUUUUAAACAAAAAAAUGUAAAGGCGAAAAAGAAAUAUAUAUCUUGAAGAAAAAAAAAAAAAAAAGUCUCCUGAGAGCAUGUGAACGUGAUUAAUGAAUUACUCUUCUAUUCCCUAUACCAA
This is a messenger RNA of Ricinus communis (castor bean), 1077 nucleotides long. RefSeq lists its product as uncharacterized. The transcript has a single exon. Lineage: Eukaryota; Viridiplantae; Streptophyta; Magnoliopsida; Malpighiales; Euphorbiaceae. The coding region runs from base 185 to 691 and encodes 168 amino acids. The record is from RefSeq and is a predicted model, not a curated record.